This is a messenger RNA of Uranotaenia lowii, 483 nucleotides long. RefSeq lists its product as uncharacterized. Bases 1 to 483 code for a protein of 160 amino acids. NCBI's taxonomy places the organism in Eukaryota, Metazoa, Arthropoda, Insecta, Diptera, Culicidae. The transcript is spliced from 4 exons. The record is from RefSeq and is a predicted model, not a curated record.
AUGAAGCACCUCUUCUCAGCGGAAGUAAGUCUGGCGAUAGAAAAUAAUCACUCGUCUAGUUCCGGAUCCACGAUUGCGGCUAGAGACACCAGCAAACCAAACGGAAUCAGUGGAUUAAAUAAGGAAAUAUACUCUGAAAAAAGUGGAUCCAAACACUCCCGGCAUGCUGUUGGAUCCGGACGCGUGGAAACCGCCCAAAGAAAUUCUGUGGCUGAAACGGUUCAAACUGCAAGCAAGCGAAAAAGCUUGACAAAGUACCAAGCAAAUGAAAAAACUCCACCAUACAUCCUGACAAACAUCGCAGCAGGUUUAGCGCCAAACGAGAUGAACACUGAGCCGGAAUCAGCAUCACAUCAACAGCAACAGCAGAAUAACUUUGCCACAAGGAGUCAGUUGUUCUUCUCAUGCGUGGAAGUGGCUCAGGCAGCGAUCACAAUGGAACAGUGUGGAUAUGAUGUACCGAAGCGUGUGUGCCCUCAAUGA